Molecule: messenger RNA, 3720 nt
Organism: Peromyscus californicus insignis
Lineage: Eukaryota; Metazoa; Chordata; Mammalia; Rodentia; Cricetidae
Gene: Nrg3
Product: neuregulin 3
Exons: 10
Coding region: 76-2247 (723 amino acids)
Biological process (GO): nervous system development; animal organ development; intracellular signal transduction
Molecular function (GO): chemorepellent activity
Source: RefSeq, a predicted model, not a curated record
CCCGCGCCCGGCCCGCGCGGCCCCAUGCCUCUGGCGCGGCCCUCGGGGGGGCGAAGGUGAAGACCGGCUCCUAGGAUGAGUGAAGGGGCGGCCGCUGCCUCGCCACCUGGUGCCGCUUCGGCAGCCGCCGCCUCGGCCGAGGAGGGCACCGCGGCGGCUGCGGCGGCGGCGGCGGCGGGCGGGGGCCCGGACGGCGGCGGAGAAGGGGCGGCCGAGCCCCCCCGGGAGUUACGCUGUAGCGACUGCAUCGUGUGGAACCGGCAGCAGACGUGGUUGUGCGUGGUGCCUCUGUUCAUCGGCUUCAUCGGCCUUGGGCUCAGCCUCAUGCUGCUUAAAUGGAUCGUGGUGGGCUCCGUCAAGGAGUACGUGCCCACGGACCUGGUGGACUCCAAGGGAAUGGGCCAGGACCCCUUUUUCCUCUCCAAGCCCAGCUCUUUCCCCAAGGCUAUGGAAACCACCACUACGACCACUUCCACCAUGUCCCCCGCCACCCCCUCCGCCGGCGGCGCUGCCUCCUCCAGGACGCCUAACCGGAUUAGCACCCGCUUUACCACCAUCACGCGGGCUCCCACUCGCUUCCCUGGGCACCGGGUGCCCAUCCGGGCUAGCCCGCGCUCUACCACGGCACGGAACACUGCGGCCCCCCCGACGGUCCUGUCCACCACGGCUCCUUUCUUCAGUAGCAGUACGCCAGGCUCCAGACCCCCGAUGCCAGGAGCCCCUAGUACGCAGGCAAUGCCUUCCUGGCCCACUGCGGCGUAUGCUACCUCCUCCUACCUCCACGAUUCCACUCCCUCCUGGACCCUGUCACCCUUUCAGGAUGCUGCGGCCGCCUCUUCCUCCUCACCCUCUACCACCUCCUCCACUACCACCACCCCAGAAACUAGCACCAGCCCCAAAUUUCAUACUACGACAUACUCUACUGAACGAUCUGAGCACUUCAAACCCUGCCGAGACAAGGACCUAGCAUACUGUCUCAAUGAUGGCGAGUGCUUUGUGAUUGAGACCUUGACAGGAUCCCAUAAACACUGUCGGUGCAAAGAAGGCUACCAAGGAGUCCGUUGUGAUCAAUUUCUGCCGAAAACAGACUCCAUCUUAUCGGAUCCAACAGACCACUUGGGGAUUGAAUUCAUGGAGAGUGAAGAUGUUUAUCAAAGGCAGGUGCUGUCAAUUUCAUGUAUCAUCUUUGGAAUUGUCAUCGUGGGCAUGUUCUCUGCAGCAUUCUACUUCAAAAGCAAGAAUAAGGCUAAACAAAUCCAAGAGCAGCUGAAAGAGUCACAGAAUGGGAAAAACUACAGCCUCAAGGCAUCCAGCACAAUGACAAAGUCCGAGAGCUUGAUGAAGAGCCAUGUCCAGCUGCAAACUUAUUCAAAGGCGGACAGACAUCCUGUGACUGCACUGGAGAAAAUAAUGGAGUCAAGUUUUGCGGGUCCCCAGUCAUUCCCUGAGGUCCCUUCUCCUGACAGAGGAAGCCAGCUUGUCAAGCACCACAGCAGGAGUAUUUCUUCUUGCUGCAGCCCAGGACAGAGGAGUGGGAUGCUGCACAGGAGUACCUUCAGAAGGACACCACCUUCACCCCGAAGUCGACUGGGUGGGAUUGCAGGACCAGCAUAUCAGCAACUGGAAGAGUCAAGGAUCCCAGACCAGGAUACGAUACCUUGCCAAGGGAUAGAGGUCAGGAAGACUAUAUCCCACCUGCCUAUACAGCUGUGGUGUGUUGAAAGACCCCUGGACUUAAAGUAUACAUCCAAUGGCUUAAGAACCCAACAAAAUGCAUCAAUAAAUAUGCAACUGCCUUCAAGAGAAACAAACCCCUAUUUUAAUAGCUUGGAUCAAAAGGACCUGGUGGGCUAUUCGUCCCCAAGGGCCAACUCUGUGCCCAUCAUUCCUUCGAUGGGUCUAGAAGAAACCUGCAUGCAAAUGCCAGGGAUUUCUGAAGUCAAAAGCAUUAAAUGGUGCAAAAACUCCUAUUCUGCUGACCUUGUCAAUUCAAGUAUUCCAGUCAGCGAUUGUCUUCUAGAAGAACAACAGGAAGUGAAGAUAUUACUGGAGACUGUGCAGGAACAGAUCCGGAUUCUGACUGAUGCCAGACGGUCGGAAGACUAUGAGCUGGCCAGUGUGGAGACCGAGGACAGUGCGAGUGAAAACACAGCCUUUCUUCCCUUGAGUCCCACAGCCAAAUCAGAACGAGAGGCACAAUUUGUCUUAAGAAAUGAACUGCAAAGAGACUCUGUGUUAACCAAGUGACUCGAGAUGUAGGAAUCUGUGCAUUCUCUGCUUUGCUCAGCAGGAAAGAGAGGAAAAUAAAUACAAAUUAUUUAUAUGCAUUAAUUUAAGAGCAUCUACUUAGAAAAAAACCAAAUAGUCUGCCGCCCUCAUAUCAUAGUGUUUUUUAACAAAAUAUUUUUUUAAAGGGAAAGAACCAUUUCAGGAAGGAUAAAGCUUACCACUAAAGCUUUUGGGGAGGAUUCUGUAUCCAAUUUCAGUUAAUCCCAACACCGUCCUCUUUGGCUCUUGGAAGAUUUGGUAAUUCCAACCUCUGGUCCCAUAGUGCCAGUAUCUGUAUGGAAAAGAAACUGGUGUUCAACUAGCUUCAAAGAGACGAGCUAUAUCCCAAGAGUGGAUGUGCCAGUGAGCAGGUAGCCCUGGCCAUUUGGCUCUUGAGUUCCAACCCCUAAAUUUCUACUCAUCAAUGCUCUCACCACAGUUUAUGUCAUGUCAAGGAAUGUAGCGCUUUGUAUUUGAUUUUUAAAGAAUGGCAGGAGAACAUGAACAGGAAGGUAGAUGGAAAUAGGAGUAAUCUGGGCAACCUUAGCCACUCUCAUGUGCCAUCUUUCUCUGUCAUUUGGAAGCACAGAACCUCAGAGGGAGGUGUGAGAUUCCUAUAGGAAAAGAGACAAAAAAAGACAACGUUGUGCCACUUAAAUCAUGCUAAUAGAAAUGUUUUUCUUCGAGAGUGUUUAGAAGCUCUGAAAGGGCACCUCUCAGUGUGUGUGCUUGUGUGUGUGUGUGUGUGUGUGUGUGUGUGUGUGUGUGUGUGUGUGUGUGUGUGUGUGUACCUGUGUGCACAGGUGUGAGCGUGCGAGUGUGUGGGCUUGCUCACCCAAGCACAUAUGCUGUAUGCACAUGUGUUCCUUGUACGUGUGUGUGUGCAUGUGUGUGCAUAUUAAAGCUUGCUAAAAUUUGUUCUGAAACAUCAGGGAAUUUAAUAUUCAAAAGAAAUUUUCCCUCUUAGAUCUUUUCACUUUAAAUUUUUCCAUUAACUAUAAUUUGGGUUAGCGAGUUCUUGAACCAAGGUAACUUGCAUGGUGGGGUCUUAUAAAAACUCUUGACAAUGUCUACACCAUUUUCUGAUGUGAAUAUUAUUGAAAAGGACAGUCUUUGGCUUAUUGAUAUCAGUAUCACAAAACAAAUUAAUGGAGGAUGUUGUAUUUAUUUUGAAUCAUUUACUUAAAUUACUGACAUAAUCCAAUUAUCAAAUUAACAAUUGACCAUUUUAUUUCUUGUCAAACUCAUUGCUAUUUUACAGUAAGUUUGCUCUGUGUAGACAGAGGCACUGGAUUCUCUGGUUAACAUGGAAGGGAUAAAUUGUUAAAAAUCACAAAUCCCAGACUAUUCAGUUCACAAGCAAUGCCCCCAAACAGUAAAUUGUGUUGUAUGUUCAUUUGGAAUAAAGCAAUAUUUUUACCACUGCUAAGGUGAACUGAAAAACCUCCUGAA